CCCGGCCUCCCUUCCCGCACAGUGGGAAGUGCCAGCGCUGGCCAGCCGGACGGGAGGCGGAGCCUAAGGGGGUGGGGAAUGCCCUGCCCGGCCGCCCGCUUGGAAACAGAUUCAUUCCCAGCCGGCUCUCCACCUAGCCGGAGCAGGCUCUGCGGAGAGGACGCUGCGACGCGCCCGCGCUCGGCGGCCGGAGGCGCCCUACGCUCGGCUGCGGCCACGGGAGGCGCUUUUUCCCGGGAGCCAGCCGGGAAAAGCCCAGUUUAACCACGAGUGGCUAGGCCAUUGCACGGGCCUCCCAGCGACAGAAGGACAGCGAAAGAGGGCUGAAGCUGACCUGAGCUUUCCCACGCAGGGGAGAGGGCGCCAGGGCGAGGAGGGGAACAAGGGAGGAGUGUGGCGAAGCUCACGGCCAGCGGUGGAUUAUCCGGGCCGGUCUGCGUUUGUGGGCUGCGAAAUGCGCGAGGAGGACAAGGGCAUGCUGGGUGGUGGCGGCGACGACGCGGGCCUGGCCAGCGCCUCCGCACGGGGGCAAGUGGAGACCGUGCGGCAGCUCCUGGAAGCCGGUGCGGAUCCCAACGGAGUCAACCGCUUCGGGAGGCGGCCGAUCCAGGUCAUGAUGAUGGGCAGCACCCGCGUGGCCGAGCUGCUGCUGCUCUAUGGCGCGGAGCCCAACUGUGCGGACGAAGCCACCCUCACCCGACCUGUGCACGACGCGGCCCGGGAGGGCUUCCUGGACACGCUCGUGGUACUGCACCGAGCCGGGGCGCAGCUGGACGUGCGCGAUGCCUGGGGCCGCCUGCCCGUGGACCUGGCUGAGGAGCGGGGCCACCGCGCUGUCGCCCGGUACCUGCGUGCAGCUGCAGGAGACUGAUGACAGGUACCCCCAGCCGCCCACAACAUUUCUUUUCUCCCCUGUUCCCCACCCCCAACUUAGUGCAUGGGAGGCUACAAAUGUGGAGCGGCGGAAAGCCUGAAAGCCUUCCAGGAGACUUGACUCACCGUCCCGGAGGAGAAGCAGACAGUGAAUACAAUUUUUUUUUUUUUUUUUGUCUUUGUUCUUUUCCUCUGGAUCCUGCCCUCACACUCACUCACGGCGCAGCCAAACGCAGAGGUGAUGCAAAUGGACUUCCAGAGAGAUUCAAGAGCUGAAUGUGAAGCCCCCGGGUGUCGGUGUCGUUUACUUUUCAGGGUUUUCUGGCAAAAAACGGCCCAUUAAGUCCCUAACGACCCCAGGUGUUUGCCAAACUUCACUGGAAAGACGCUGGCGGCGGAGUGGGAGGCGGCCAUGAUAGGCAUUUGAGCUCGAGGCCGAAGACACGUUUGUCCCACUGACCUUGAAAGAGGGUACUGGAAGCCCCUACUUUAGGUCUGAGGCGCCUGGGGCUAGAAGGAGAACUCUGAAGACUGAGAUGACAACGAAGAUGCUGAAGAUGAGUUCGACAGUAGACAGCAUCAGCAGGUGCCCAGGGCUUUACAGGCUGUGUGUUGCCAUCCAAGUCCCCUGCGAAGCCCUGGGGACUUGCACCCAGCUCCGCCGGAUAGUGACGGGAAAGGAGGAUUCCAGAGCCACCUGGAAUUUGCCCACAGGUUCUAGGAUCCCUGGGUCAAGAAGACACAGAACAGCUCUGGAGAGGGGCGGGUGCCAGCUGUUUGUUACUCAAUCCACAGGAGAUUCUUGGAGAGUUCAGAAGUCAGCGCACAGGGUGAUGUGGUGGAUUGCAGUAAGAGCGACUGUCACGAUUAACUGUAACGAUUUGCUCCAUCUAUAUACGAUAGGAUAAAGGACUUCCCUCCCCCAUGAGAUGAAAAGAUUUUGCAAUAUUUUGUAUUUAUGAGUUGUUCUUCAGUAACAAUCUUACUGGGGAGGCUUUAAAUAACAAAGUAACUUGCGCCUGGGGGUAAAGAACUAUAGCUUUUAAAUCAAGCUCUGGCACAGUGCCAAAGCUUAGACCCUUUCAUCCUUAACCUAUUUAUUUCUUUGUUAAAUUUUCUGACUGUAUCCUUUACUAGAGUGUGUCAGAGGAUCAAACUAUGAAAUAUUCCAAUUAUCUUGUAAAAAACUGAUGCACUUACCCAGUAAACUCUCUUGGGGUAUUUCCCAAAGUGUGGCUGAAAGAGUAAAUUGAAUAUAAAACUGUUGAAAAUAGAUGAUGAUGGCUCACAGAAUGUCUUCAUAUCUGCAGAACAAACUAAAAGUGCACGGCUUUGAGAUUUAAUGUCCAGUGUUGCUUGAUUCCUUACAGCAUUGGAACAACUGAUACAUCAAUGCUUUAAUAAACAAAAACAGUAGAUUGGAUUCUAAGAUGUGGAUAUUUUGGUUUAAAAAUGUAUGAUCAUGGAUUUACCACUAAUUCCUGAGAAAUGUUAAAGACUCAAAGAGGUUCAUUUCUCUCACUCUUUGUAAUAAUUAUUGAUAAAUGAUACCAGCAACAAUUGAUUUUAAAACACUGCUAUAUAUACUAGGAAAAGGUUUAUGAAUUGUGGGAGAGAGAGAGAAACAGAAGAAAAAAAAACUAAUUUGAGAGACCAAAAGAAGGGGAUUCAUUAAAUUGAAUUUAAAAAUCUUUACUUCCCCAUCAGUUCUUUAUACCCAGAUGAACACAUUACUGGGGAAAGUUAGUUGAGAAUCAGAGCAUUUCUUAUUGGGAAAAAUGUGGAAGCACUUAUUGAUGUUAACUUGUUCCAGGCAUAUAUUAAAAUACAUUUGUUCAUUUAAUAUUUAAACCUGAUAGAUGUCAUUUUCCAGAUGAGAACAAGAUAGAGAAAUAUUAGUUGAUAAUUUUUUUAUAAUAGGGUAUAAUUUUUCCAAUGUUCAAGACAUGGUUCAAGAUUCCACCUGAAGAAGAGCAAGUAGAAUUGGUGAUCUGGAAAAAUGAUAGAAGUCAUCUGAAGAAGCAAUUCUGUGGACUGCCUUAUGUACAAAAUACAAAAUUCAUUGUCACUUAAAAUACAAAAGGUCUGAGGUGCCUCAUUGGCUCAGUUGGUAGAGCAUGUGACUCUUGAUCUUGGGGUCAUGAGUUCAAGCACCACACUGGAUGCAGAGAUUUUAUUUAAUUAAUUUAUUUUUAAAACUGAAAUAAAAGAGUUCUGCUUCCGUGUA
Molecule: messenger RNA, 3100 nt
Organism: Mustela lutreola (European mink)
Lineage: Eukaryota; Metazoa; Chordata; Mammalia; Carnivora; Mustelidae
Gene: CDKN2B
Product: cyclin dependent kinase inhibitor 2B
Exons: 2
Coding region: 455-871 (138 amino acids)
Biological process (GO): regulation of cyclin-dependent protein serine/threonine kinase activity; negative regulation of cell population proliferation
Cellular component (GO): nucleus
Molecular function (GO): cyclin-dependent protein serine/threonine kinase inhibitor activity; protein kinase binding
Source: RefSeq, a predicted model, not a curated record